This is a messenger RNA of Hirundo rustica (Barn swallow), 671 nucleotides long. RefSeq names its product mitochondrial ribosomal protein S12 (gene MRPS12). Gene Ontology annotation, molecular function: structural constituent of ribosome. Gene Ontology annotation, biological process: translation. The record is from RefSeq and is a predicted model, not a curated record. Gene Ontology annotation, cellular component: small ribosomal subunit; ribosome. The transcript has 2 exons. NCBI's taxonomy places the organism in Eukaryota, Metazoa, Chordata, Aves, Passeriformes, Hirundinidae. The coding region runs from base 131 to 562 and encodes 143 amino acids.
CGCUCGGAUCCGGUAAGAUGGCAGCGCACUGAGGGGAACGUGGGGGAUCCCGUCCCGCCGCUGCCCCCUGGUCCCCGGUGCCCUUCCCCAGGAAGUUCUCACCGUGCGUUCUCCCCUCAGAGACUCGGAAAUGUCGCUCCGCGCCGUGCUCAGGGCUGCCGCCUCGCUGCCCCGCUGCAGUCCGGGGCUGCUCCUCCCGUCGCCGCCGCCCCCUCCUCCAACCGCCGCCAUGGCUACGCUGAACCAGAUGCACCGUCAGGGCCGGCCUGCGCCCCCUCCCCGCAAACCGGGGCCCACGCUGGGCCGUCCCCAGAUCAAGGGGGUGGUGCUGAAGAACCUGAUCCGAAAGCCCAAGAAGCCGAACUCGGCGAACCGCCGGUGCGUGCGCGUGCGGCUCAGCACCGGCCGCGAGGUCAUCGCCUUCGUGCCCGGCGAGGGCCACAACCUGCAGGAGCAUCACAUCGUGCUGGUGCAGGGUGGGCGCACCCAGGACCUUCCCGGCAUCAAACUCACCGUGGUGCGCGGAAAGUACGACUGCGCCCACGUGCAGGCGAAGAAAUGAGGGGGGAUCUUGGGAUGGGGGUCCUGGGAACGUGCCCAGCCUAGGAUGAGGGUCCCUAGGCGGGGACGCGCUGGGCCUGGGUGUUGUUUGGAUUAAAAGCUGGCGGUGA